Messenger RNA from Chlorella variabilis, 339 nucleotides. RefSeq lists its product as hypothetical. The coding region runs from base 1 to 339 and encodes 112 amino acids. The record is from RefSeq and is a predicted model, not a curated record. Lineage: Eukaryota; Viridiplantae; Chlorophyta; Trebouxiophyceae; Chlorellales; Chlorellaceae. The transcript is spliced from 4 exons.
AUGCGGGCCGGUCUCCUCCUGCAGCGGGCCUCCCGGUUGCGACGCCAGCAGCAGCAGCAGCAGCGGCUACAGAUCCUGGCAACCUACCCAGAGCCAGAAACGGAGAAGGAGCGAUCGCCCAUCGACUAUCCCCAGGAGUGGAUCACGCCGCAGCCCAGCCGGCGCCCCGACAUCUUCCCAGAGUUUGAGAAGCUGCAGACGCCGCUGCCCAAGCCGAUGCCGGGCGACCCCGAGAUGCCGGAUGAGGAGGAGGAGGAGGAGAAGGAGAAGAAGCCGGACAAGGAGGACCCCGAUGAGGACCGGCCCAAGCCUGACGAGCCGGCACCCAGCGAAGAGUAA